CCUUCAUAUAAAUAUGACAGCUGUUUUCAUAGCAAACGUUCUUUGUUAGUAACUUGAUUUUUCUCUUAGAUUCUCCUUCCCCCAUCUCCUCUUCCCUUUUUCUUCUUCUCUUUAUGUAGGAUAGAUUUUCAAUAACUUAUAGAGUUCCCUUUUUUGGGAAAGAGAAAACCAAAAGGAGGAUUCUAUUUUGUUGUAAUUUUGAUGGUUUCGAUGAUGGAAGGAGAAAAGAGAAAGCAAAGGCAACACCAACAAGAUAAGCCAUAUAGAGGUAUAAGGAUGAGGAAGUGGGGUAAAUGGGUUGCUGAAAUUAGAGAACCAAAUAAAAGGUCUCGAAUUUGGCUUGGUUCUUACUCUUCCCCUGUUGCCGCCGCUCGAGCUUAUGACACCGCCGUAUUUUAUCUCAGAGGUCCUACGGCUAGGCUUAAUUUCCCUGAAUGUAUAGUUAAUGAUGACCGUGAACUUCACGAUUUAUCUGCUGCUUCUAUUCGCAAAAAAGCUACUGAAGUUGGUGCUAGAGUUGAUGCUUUGCAAAUUGCCGCCCUUCAUCAUAAUUCGUCUGCAGGUUCUACUGAAUCCAACAGUAACUCAAAUAUUAACCCGAGAAGGGUUACUAUUAAGCCGGAUUUGAAUGAAUAUCCUAGCCCUGAAAGUUGCGACGAAGAUAACUGAAAUCUGCAGCUUUUAAUUAGUUCGGUCUCAAAAUUUUACUGGCGAAAAGGUUCUCAAUUGGACCGGACCAGUACUGCUUCUUCAAGCCACAAGCGGCGAUUAUAGAGAAAAAAGGGAACGAUUAUUAUUAUUAUUAUUAUGGCGAUGGAUAUAUUGAGGAUUAUGAAUAUAAUCCAAAGGGGUUGUAUGUUAAUAUUCAGUUUGGUAGUUGCUAAUUAGAAAAUCUCAAAUUACGCACGACAGUAUUGAUUGUUACUUGUUUUUUUCUUCUUUGAAAUCUUCUUCUUUAAUUUCAACUUCAGUUUCCGAUUUUAUUACUGUUCCAUUGGGUGAUGGUCAUGUGGUUUAAGGGAAGACCAAUAAAUGAACGAUAGUGUGGAAAUUCGCUAUUA
This is a messenger RNA of Nicotiana attenuata, 1061 nucleotides long. Its product is annotated as ethylene-responsive transcription factor ERF010-like. Bases 202 to 669 code for a protein of 155 amino acids. Lineage: Eukaryota; Viridiplantae; Streptophyta; Magnoliopsida; Solanales; Solanaceae. The transcript has a single exon. Gene Ontology annotation, molecular function: DNA binding; DNA-binding transcription factor activity. The record is from RefSeq and is a predicted model, not a curated record. Gene Ontology annotation, biological process: regulation of DNA-templated transcription.